AAUGUUAAUGUAACUUAUUAUAUAACGUUCAAAUUCAAGCCUACAUUUCGUCGUUUUUUUUUUUUUUUUUCUUUUCUUGUAGUUUUCGUAAAUGGAAGAUUCUGCAAAGAUCCAAAACUAGUAACAUCCAAUGAUUUCUUUGCUUCUGGACUUAACAUCCCGGGAAACACCAGCAACCGCCUUGGCUUCUUUGUCAACCCCGCAAAUAUCCCUGGUUUCAACACUCUUGGGGUCGCCAUCGCCCGCAUUGACUUUGCCCCUGGUGGUCAAAUCCCACCGCACAUACAUCCACGCGCCUCCGAGAUCCUCCUAGUCAUCAAGGGCAAGCUCCUAGUCGGUUUUGUGUCGUCGAACGAGUACAACUACACACUUUUCUCCAAAAUUCUUUAUCCGGGAGAUGUAUUUGUUUUCCCCAUCGGAUUGGUACAAUUUCAUGCAAACAUAGGGAAGAAAAAUGCGAUUGCGAUUGGGGCGGUUGGGAGCCAAAAUCCUGGUUUCAUCUCGGUAGGUGAUGCAGUUUUCGGGUCGAGGCCUUCGAUUGAUCCAAAGAUUUUGUCUAAAGCUUUUGCGUUGGAUAUCAACAUAGUGAGAUAUCUUCGGACAGUACUGUUUUCUCCUCAAGAUGAUAUCGUUGAAUAA
Arabidopsis lyrata subsp. lyrata is the source of this 639-nucleotide messenger RNA. Its product is annotated as germin-like protein subfamily 1 member 3. The transcript has a single exon. NCBI's taxonomy places the organism in Eukaryota, Viridiplantae, Streptophyta, Magnoliopsida, Brassicales, Brassicaceae. The record is from RefSeq and is a predicted model, not a curated record. The annotation marks the transcript as partial. Gene Ontology annotation, molecular function: manganese ion binding. Gene Ontology annotation, cellular component: cell wall.